Molecule: messenger RNA, 659 nt
Organism: Hippoglossus stenolepis (Pacific halibut)
Lineage: Eukaryota; Metazoa; Chordata; Actinopteri; Pleuronectiformes; Pleuronectidae
Gene: sst1.2
Product: somatostatin 1, tandem duplicate 2
Exons: 2
Coding region: 135-515 (126 amino acids)
Biological process (GO): regulation of cell migration
Cellular component (GO): extracellular region
Molecular function (GO): hormone activity
Source: RefSeq, a predicted model, not a curated record
CGGAAUCAGGACCAGGAUCAGAAUCAGGAUCUGCAGCAGACACCAGACCACCAGACAGUAAGAACUUUCUUCUCUCACUGACGUUUGACUUCGGUCCUCAGGUGUGUUCAUCUCCUCCCCUGAUAUCUGCAGGUAUGCAGUGUGUACGUUGUCCCGCCUUCUUCAUCCUCGUGGGGUUGGUUCUGUGCAAUCCGGUUUUCUCUCAGCCUGACAGAGAUCAGGACCAGUACCAGAACCAAGACCUGGACCUGGAGCUGCAUCAUCGCCGGCUGCUGCAAAAAGCUCGGAGUGCAGGACUCCUUACCCAGGAGUGGAGUAAACGUGCGGUGGAGGACCUGCUGGCCCAGAUGUCUCUGCCCGAGGCCGACGCCCAGAGGGAUGCUGAGAUGGUUUCCACGGCCACAGGAGGAAGGAUGAACCUGGAGCGGUCCAUCGAACCCCCAAACAACCUGCCCCCCCGCGAACGCAAAGCUGGGUGCAAGAACUUCUACUGGAAAGGCUUCACUUCCUGUUAAUGCCCCGCGCUUCUGUUUAAGCUCCGCCCAGGUACCUGACUGUCUGGCUAAGCCCCGCCCUAGUGAUUAACACACUGUUUCUCACCUGUUGUUAUUGUUAUUGUUGUUGUUGCUAGCUGAGACCACACCAAGCGACCAAUCGCA